AUGCAGACUGGACACCGAAAUGAUGGAUCACUGGUGGAGAUCCGCAUAUCAGACUUCCUCUCAAAUGUGGCACCUGGCCAUGAGCCGACAGAUGAAGCUCUUGCAGUUUUCCGCGCCAAGUCCUUUGAGAGGAGUACCACGACAAAGAAUGAAUGGGAGAUGUAUACUGGGUUUGCCGAUAUUCGGACAACAAAGGAGGCGACCCCCGCGGGCAAAUGCGACCGGAUGUCAUCCUAUAUCCUGCCAAUAGAGGCUCAGGAAGCUUAUUCGCUCACUGAAGGCGAGCUGAAAACAGCGGAGAAUGUAAUGCAAGAACAGAGGACGUUUCUCGCGAGACCGUCUUGGGCUUGGGCUUCCCUAGUCAUAGAGUUCAAGACGGAGAGUGGCGGUCAUCCGUUUACGUUCUCCGCAUCUGAGAUAAUCUUCCUGACCGCCGAUGACGACCGCCUGACCAGAGGUCAAAUCAUCAAUUAUGCAGCUGCCGUCUUGCAUAACCAGCCCCGUCAAUUCUGCUUCAUGAUUGUCGUUUCCGGGUGUCGUGCUCGCCUGCUCAGAUGGGACCGCUCCGGGGCGAUUGUCUCUGAGUCGUUCGAUUUCGUCCACGAAGACAAGGAAACCAUGUUCCGGUUCCUCUACAAGUAUGGCUCUAUGGCUAGGCAUGAGCGAGGAUAUGAUCCGACCGUUACCGCAGCAACAAAGCAAGAGGUGCAAGACAUGAAGGCAAAGAUCACAAAGAACAGGGAUGGUCUACACCCGGUCGACCCUGUACGCGGUACCGACAGUCAUGAGUCUGGGCGUGGUAUUAUCUUCGCAAAACCACACAAGAGUAGUGGAUCACCUAUAGGACGCGGGAUGCAAGGAUAUGUUGCUUACAAUGUGGACGAGAAGCGCUUGGUCUACCUGAAAGACAGCUGGAGAUUUGCGGAUGUAAUACCCGAACACAAGACGUAUAUCAAGCUCUGGCAGAACGAGGUUCCUUACAUCGCUAAGCCCAUCAGCGACGGUGAUGUGUUCGCGGGUACCGAUGCUCAGGCUCGUCCUCGCGUCCAAUACACGCUGACGCAAGACUAUCUCAGGAAGCGCGGCAACGCGAAGAGCAAAUCGAAGGCACGUAUUCACUAUCGCAUUGUUUUUGACGAGGCAGCAUGGCAGAAAGCUGAGGUUCUCCAUCGUGACCUCAGCGUUUCGAAUGUCAUGACGAAAGACAUCAUUCCCAGCGAUGGGAGGCGACGCGUCCAGGGUGUGUUGAACGAUUGGGAUCUAUCCAAACUAAAGAAAGAGUCGGAGAAAGGUUCGAGUCAAGUGCAUCGUUCGUAUUCGGAACAGAAGAAGCACGAGGUCUCUGACGACCUGGAGUCAUUCAUACAUGUCACCAAUUGGCUCACUCUCAAGUGGCACUGGCAUGCGCUCACUGGCGAGCCGACGCUUCUGAAGGACUAUGUCCAUAGGACGUACGAUGCAUACAACACCGACCAAGGAUACAAUGACGAGAUUCAGCGCAUGAAAUCACAGCGGAUCUUACGCAGUCAACCAAAUCAGCCAUCAGAAUCGAAGAGGAAGACCACGGUUUGCAUCAAGCUUGAGGAUGAUCUCCCGCACUUCCCCGUAACAUCGCAGCGUAGAGAUGCCAGUCCGCCUGAGGGGUCGACGAUCACAGAAGCAGUGAGGCCGCCUCUUGACGACCAUGACAGUCUCAUUCAGAUCUUCCAAGCACGUCCUGAGUGCCGAUAUAGAAUGCUGCGACAAAGUGGAGACCGACCAAUUUGCGUCGCUCAUCGAGGAAUCCUGAACUCGCACAACGAAGCGAAAAUUUUGUGUUCUACAGACGGCGAGCCGAGACCCAAGCGAUCGAGGCAAUCAUCUUUGAAUGAUGUGAAGCGGCCAGCGCGCCUACACACGGAGGGCCCGCUGUCCAUACUAUCGCGGAAGAGCGGCAGCUAUAGCCUUAUCACCAGUCGACGAGAGUUUCAUCACGGGCGGGGAAGGCGCCUCUUCCAGAGAAUGAGCCUUUCCGAAGCCGUAGUCAUGACCUGA
Messenger RNA from Postia placenta MAD-698-R-SB12, 2034 nucleotides. RefSeq lists its product as hypothetical. The record is from RefSeq and is a predicted model, not a curated record. NCBI's taxonomy places the organism in Eukaryota, Fungi, Basidiomycota, Agaricomycetes, Polyporales, Adustoporiaceae. The coding region runs from base 1 to 2034 and encodes 677 amino acids. The transcript is spliced from 6 exons.